Molecule: messenger RNA, 604 nt
Organism: Triplophysa rosa
Lineage: Eukaryota; Metazoa; Chordata; Actinopteri; Cypriniformes; Nemacheilidae
Gene: saysd1
Product: SAYSVFN motif domain containing 1
Exons: 2
Coding region: 126-599 (157 amino acids)
Source: RefSeq, a predicted model, not a curated record
CUCACAUGGCAUGACUGUGAAAUCGGUACGGAAGUCAGGGACGGCUAGACAAGUUGACGUGGCGAUUAAACAUAAAACAAAGACAUUUUAAAUACGCUUUCAUGCAAGUUUUCCUGGUGUAAAAUAUGGAGCGGAAGCUGGCAGAAUAUAGAUCCCGAAAGAAAGCCCAGAAGGACCCUGCUGAUCGAGACAUGCAGCCUGAAAUGACGGUUAAAGACCAUAAUGAAUGCUCCACAGAGUCUUCUGUUACUCCACAACUGAAACCGACCACCUGCUCUCAAACUACACAUACAGAGGCUGAUGGUUUGGCAUCUGGCUCUGGUGCUGGUCAUUGGCUUCUCAGCCGUCUGACCCUGUUGAAAGUGUUGCUGUGGCUGGUUCUGCUGGGACUGUUCUCAGAGCUUGGUUUUGGUUUUCCAUUUUUCCUCAUUUCUCUCUUCUACUGGCUCUAUGAGGGCUUCAGGAGUCCAAAGGCACGACAGCCUGGAGAAAUGAGCGCAUACUCUGUGUUCAACCCUGACUGUCAGCCUAUCCUGGGAACUUUAACAGCCGAACAGCUGGAAGGAGAGAUGGGAUACAGGCCAAUGGCCAGAAGAUGACUGAA